AUGUCCGGCAGCUCCCCGAGCCCGGGGGCCCCCGGGGGGCCCUCCCCCAAGGCAGCAGCAGCAGCAGCAGCAGCAGCAGAAACAGCAGCAGCAGCAGAAGACAAAAUGACUUCACAGACAGCAGCAGCAACAGCAGAACUAGCAGCAGCAGCAAAAACAGCAGCAGCAGCGCCAGGAACUGCAGCAGCAGAACCAGCAGCAGCAGAACCAGCAGCAGCAGAAACAGCAGCAGCAGCAGAGCCAGCAGCAGCAGCAAAACCAGCAGCAGCAGCAGCAACAGCAGAAGCAGCAGUUGCUGCUUUUCAUAAAGCUGUAAGAGAAGGAGAUUUUGCUGCUGCAGCAGAGACACUCAAAACCCCAGAAAACAAAUGGCUGGUCAACGCCAUGGACAGCCACAGACGGUAA
This is a messenger RNA of Eimeria tenella, 405 nucleotides long. Its product is annotated as protamine P1, putative. The transcript has a single exon. The record is from RefSeq and is a predicted model, not a curated record. Lineage: Eukaryota; Apicomplexa; Conoidasida; Eucoccidiorida; Eimeriidae. Bases 1 to 405 code for a protein of 134 amino acids.